GCUGCUGCAUCUGACAGAGGGGGUGUUAAGGGAGGCGUGGGCGUGAACCCAAACCUCUCCAAAGCCCUGUAUUUUUGAUUCCAGCUUUUAGAAGGCGAGGUGCCUUUGAGAAGCAUCGUUACGCUCUUUGCUCCAGAGAUCACCUUCACAGAGCACUCUGAGCAGUUUGCGUUAAGGAAACCGCAGUUUCCUCUCUUUUCAAUGCGCAAUUUGGAGAUAGGAUUUAUGACAUGAAACUAUAAAUAUGAAAGAAACUGUGCAACAAACAACUUCAGAUUCUCUAUUUGCUAUUUGACGCCUGGACCAUAAGAGAUGAGCUGCACAUGGACAUCUACACUGAAGUUAAUGGAUUUUCACUCGAUGCUGGUGGGAGAUUAAUUUGACAAGUGCGCUGCAUCCUCAUCAGGCUAUGAUUCAUUUUGGGAAUAUCUGACAUGACCAGGAUACUAUCCGUCCUCGCGAAAAUCAUGCUUUGCAAAAUACUGGCACUGAUGCUCUUACAAGGUGUCUUUGAUGCCUCGGUCAUAUCCGAGGUCAGCCCCCGAGGUCUCCCAGACUCCAGCAGGGUGUCUGGCUCCGGGGGAUCCGCGGGUUUGCAGCUGUCUGAGGCAAUGGAGGCGAAGUCCAGACCCAAGCGCUGCACUUGUUAUUCCUACAAGGAUAAAGAGUGCGUCUACUACUGCCACUUGGAUAUCAUUUGGAUCAACACUCCCGAACGCACUGUGCCCUAUGGAAUGUCGAGCUACAGAGGACCACAGCGAAUCAGACGUGCUGUUGGUGAACAAGGAACUGAACAGGAGGAGGCAAAGACUCCGCGCUGCAUUUGUGCUGUGCUUGACACCGACACUGAGUGCCUUGACUUUUGUCUGUCAAGCCCCCUGCAGGCAGCACCAAUCAGGAGUCUCCACAGAGUCCCUGGACCUGGAUGACACUUUGACGUCUCUCCAUCUUCGGCUCUUCUCCUCGUGGGAAUGGACCCAUCCCUCCUUUUCAGCCCCUUCAGUCUGCAUUUGGCACUCUUGCCUCCACAGGUACACUCACAUUCAAGGAAAGAGCUUUGGAGUUUGACACAGCCGACAUUCCUCAGCAUCAUAACUCUUGGAGCAAGUUCCAUCAGGCCGAGUGGUUUCAAGAACUCUUCAGCAAAUUCAGUACAGAUCCCUGGAGGCUAUCCCCUUUUUGUUCCCCCCUCAGUGCAGCAUGAGGAUUAUUUUCACCAUAAUAGCCAAUGACCUUGCUUCUGUCAAGCUUGAUCAGAAAAACCUUUUGUAUUUUAUACCUAGUAACAGUGUUCCGGGCUACUUAACUCUCUCUUCCAAAACAAAGAGAUCAGCUUGUAUAAAUCUUUCAGGGACAACAAAGACAUAGACAACAAAGUGCCAAGAGGAGCCAUGGAAAGGAGCAAGGCAUGACAUUGUGAUAUCACACCUUAAAAAAAUAUUGAAACAUGCAAACAGAAAAAAGGGGAAAGCUUUUGACUGUCCGUGUUAUGGAGCAUAUUAUUGAGCUUUGAUUUGUGAGACUAUUUACAGUCCGUCUGGAAAGCAUUCAUACCCUGACACUUGGCAUAUUUUGGUCAUAUCACUUUUUUUCAUCAAUAAUAUAUCAAUCCAUCACCCAACCAUCAGUCAUAUUCGUUGUGCUUUUACCUCACCGCCCCUGGCGAACAUUCACUCUGUAGUAACUGUAUGACAGCUUAAACUGGGGUGAACUUAUUGAACCAUCUACAGUUGCGUCUAGCCUAAAUUGCUUGGAGCUGUGGAUUGCUUACCACAUGUUAAAAAGUAAGGCUGGCAAUAUUCAACAUAUGUUUCACUGUCAACCAAUCCCUCGAAAAGACCAAAACCAACAAUGAAUUUGUUCUGUUAAGUAUUGUCUGUGCUGUCAAAGUCUGAUAUAUCUUAUUCCUCUGUGCCAUAGACCUCCGCUGCUCUCCAAAAACUAAAAAAGACAUAAAUGAACCUCACUGUUGCACUGGUUGACAUGUUCACUCAUCACGAUAAACAUGGCGUUUAUUUUGAGUCAAUCCCUAGUCAAUCACUAGUGCACCAUAUGUACUGUAUAUUAUUUUGCAGAUGAAAAUAGUCCCCUUACAAAUGCACUAUUAACUCGUUCGAAUAACGUUUGCCAAAAACUGCAGUGUCCAGCUGUGUCAGGAAAGUACUUUUGUAAAAGAUGAAACUAUAAAGAUUUAAAUAUUCAUCAGAAAUAUAUGAACGGACCAAGGUAUGGAAGACGGAAAGUACAUGUCUGUUUAGGUCUUGUAACGGGAUUUACUCUCAAUAAGAAAAAUACAGGGUAAUGCCAGCUUUAUCCUUUAAGGUUAAAUGGUUUUGAUAUGGAGCCACAUUUUAGCAAAUGACAACUCCCCAGUCAACAUGGACACGUGUUCCUCUUAUUCACUGAAUCUUUGGGGUGAAGAAAAAAAUUGAAAGCACCAUGUUGCCCAAGGCCUGAACAGACUGUGAUUCAAGUGUGUCAAAUUCCAUGAAGCCAGUAGACUUAAAAAUGAUAAACUAACAUGCAGUGCUCCAUUAUAGUUGACUGACUGUGUUCCUUGCUUCUGGGUCCACAUGUUCUCUCCCACUGAUCAGUAAUUAAAUGAAUCAUUCCAGAUUCUCUCUCCUGUCCCUUCACUACUCCAUCUUCCUGUCCAGUUUGUCAGUCCUUUUGGCUUUUGCUGUGCAGACAAUGUGUACUUAUUUAUCGUAAUUGCAACUUUUUGGAUUUCCGACAGCAGAAAUAGUUCUCCUGUCACAUGAGCAGUACAAAUAACAUCUUCAGCUCUCUAUUGUUGGGCAGCGUUGUGUCUCACCAUACCAAACCAUUAACCAAAUUAUGUGGUCUACUCUAAGAAACAAAAAGGGACAAUGAAAACAGUAAGUGGCAAAGUAUUUGUUAGUGCCUGUUGGUUUGUGGUCCAUGUAGUUACAGUAUACUGAGAGCAUUUCCAUGAAAAUAGGGUUUAAUGUGAGGAGACAUUUCAAGAAAACACACUCCUAAGUUUGGCACAACCUAUCCAGUGUGCCCUGAAUCUUAUAAAGGGAUUACAGGUUUCUUUUUCUAUAUUCAUAAUAUUCUGCCCGAUUUCUUGCCAAGAAUGCAUCACCACUAGUCUUGUUUCAUACAAGCACUGAACGUUGCUAAGUGGUUUAAUAAAAGUACCGCAGAGAGAAUUCUAGCUGGCUGUUUGUUGCCUUUUUGUGCAUGCUGUCGCUUGGAUAAUAAAGUGGACAUCCAAUAUGUAUUUCCAUUUCAGUGCCAAUAUGUGGCUCCAUUUUGUAAAGCAAUAAUUCUGGUCCAACCAAAUAAAAGCGUAUCUGUGUCAGUUUCCCAUCAACAUUACAAAUCAACAAUGACUUCCCAAAAACUGUACAGUAGGUCUAACUGAUGUAGAGAUGUAUUUGUUCAUUAUUUUUGUUUAUAAGAAUGAUUUCUUUACACAACAUGAAGAGGAUUUACAUUACAUAAAAAGGUGUAGUUCUUGGUGUUGAUGGCGAAGCACACACAGGUACCAUAAUUGGCGUGUGUGUGUGUGUGUGUGUGUGUGUGUGUGUGUGUGUGUGUGUGUGUGUGUGUGUGGAACUUUACAGAAUGUGUAACUUUAUAGAGCAUGCGGAACAUGAAUGUAAUAUUAGAAUGCAACAAGAAUGUUGUGUAAGCUAUUUCAUAUAACAAACAUUGGAGAGUUUCUCACUGAUUCAUUGAUUCAUAAUCACAGUAAGAGUAUGACGACGAUCAUACCUGUGAUCUGACAUAUAGACCAGACAUGUCUAAUUAUUAUUUUUGCAUGAACCGGAACAUUGGAGAUACCCUCAUAAAUUAAGGUGAAUCAGUCAGCCAUCACGCCCUUUCAGUCCCCCCCCCAUAAUUCAUAUUUAUUGUCAUCCUAAAGAGAUUUACACUGCUACUAAAAUGAAGAAUUACCAUUCUCUCAUAAAUUCUUCAGCUGUGGAUGUUAUUCUACAUAUAAAACAUGACUGGACCACCAUGAUUCUGUCCCCCCCAAAAGAGGCGCGGCCCUUAUGACGUAAUGCCGGUCCGGUCUAAGGGAAAAUGGAAAAAGAAGUUUAUGGUUGCAAAUAACGUAUACCCUUUCAACAAAGUGUUGCCUUCCCACUUUGUACAUGAUGUAUGACUUAACGUACAUUUGUAGAUUUGUUUCUUACAUCAAGGGGGCAGGAUAAUAUAAAGGGAAUGGAGGAUGCAAUUUUUAAACCGUGUGACAAAACAUGCUGUAAAAGUCUAAUUUCUUAGAAUUAAGCACUAGUAUUUAUAUUUUGUUAAAAGUUACUUUCAUGCCAGUUACCAGAUAGUACAUAAUCAUGGUUUCACUGCUGGUAUGAUCGAUUCUUAGGAGAAAUUAAUUUUCUUCCUUCAACAUGUAAUUUAAUGUUUACUACUACAACCUCUUUCUUGUCGUUACCAGUGACUAAUUUCAUUCUCAUGUACUUUUCGAUAAAAGGUUGUGACUGCAGUAUAUUGACCUUUGCUGGGGAGCAUCAACAAUCAAUAUAAUGAAAAUAUUUAUUCUGUCCUUACGUGUGGAGCAUUAUUUGCCAAAAUUGUAUAGCCCUCUGGUGUAAAGCCAGGCUACAAACCCAGAGGAGUGAAAUUCUUUCAUGGGAACUGAGCUUCUCUGGUCAGGGGGUGGGUGUGUGGGAUAGGGGUGGGGUUAAUGCAAGGUGGUGCACAGCUGGGUAGCCUGGGGUUUUAUUGUGUGUUGGGUGUGUAGGUUAACUGCAGUGCUUUAACCCUCGUUUUUUAUUUCCCAGAUUGCUUUGCUAACUUAUGGCUGUCUGAGUAGAGUUCAUGUGUGCUGAGUUAAAGAGUUUAUCAACCCUCCUGUCCUACGCCCUGUUGAGCCAUGAACCGCCACCAUAUCCAGUAAUAAGCUUGCUUUCAGUUCUCAAGACUACCUCUGGUGUUAGUCCAUGUUUUAUCUCUCUAAGUGGGCCAGUCCAUUGUACAGUAUCUAAUAAUCUUUUGAAUGUCAUACUGUAAACUGUAUGACAAGAUUAAAAUUAGCAACAGUAUGUGCAUAUUCCGUUGGGGUUGAAUAAUUAGCAUGAUGAUCAGUUGUUUUUUGCCUUGCUACAGGCGAGGAAUCCAAAAAGCAACAGGUCAUCAUGCUAAAUAAAAAGAAACUGGCAUAACUCUGCACAAUAGUACAACAGAUAUUUAUAGAAACCAAUAGCAGCCACAUUGUGAUAAUUUUUCUGCUAUCACAAGAUCACAAGUUAAUUAUCUUGCUAUCUUGAGAUAGCAAAGUUGUUUUUUCAUGAUAAUGACAUCAUUUUCUUGUUAUCUGGAGAAAACAAAAUAUAAUUUUCUUUUGAUAAUGGAUUAAUAUUCUUGUUAACUGGAGAAAAUGUCUUUUUAAUUUCUCAAGAUAAGGAGAGAAAAUUAUCCCGUUAUUACAAGAAAACGGCUUUGUUAUCUCAAGAUCGCAAGAUAAUUUAACCUAAGAUUUUUAAAAAGAAUUAACUAACUAGCAACUAACUUCCCUUUCUUGUUUAUGAAUCAUACAUUAGUUAUUGUGUUGUGAAUCAGAUAAUAUAUAUUAUAUAUUUCAUGUCUCAGAGCUGCAUUUCUGCCACACAAACACCUUUUUCCUGCCACACAAACAUAGAACAUGAGACCAAAUGGACCCCUUGAAACCCUAAUACCCCCUAUCACCCUGGAAUGUCGCACUAAGUCUACCGUCAAUAAGCCUACCCUGGAGCCUCAGUAUAAACCUUCUGCAGUGAGCACCAAUUAUAUCGCUCAGAGAGAAAGGCCUUAUUCCCACAGUAUAUCCUGGGAAAUAUUUCUGUGCAGACAUCCUGACCAUGCAACUGCAGGUUCAGAGCCCCUACCACGGCUUACAGUUUGUUGUUUGUGUUCUGGUUCAUUAAAUGAAUAGACCUUGUGCCAUACAGUGAACAUUUUCUGGAUACUGAUAAUUAAAAGACCCUAAGAACUGCUCGGGUCACACAAGCCUUUCCAGACACAAUGAUAUUAUGUUGAUAUUUUUGCAUAGAGUAUAUUCUGUUUUUGAGUCGGGGUAAAAAACAUUUACUAUAAUCAAUUUUUAAGGCAUUGUGUUAUCCUUUGCUUAUUGUGCAUUAUUGGCUUAUUGUACCUAUUAUAUUCUUGAUUUGGUGCAUAAAUUAUAUAAAAAAAGUCGAAAUGUAAUACUAUGUUGCUCAGAUAAGAUAAAUGUUUCUGAUAGGGUGUGUCUUUAUUAUUGAUUUAUCCUCCACCAAAAUAUUUGUUAUAAUUUUGUUUUUGUUUAACAAUGUACACAAAGAUACAUGUAAUUAGGUGUGAAGAUGCAUUAAAGUCUUUUAUCUUUUGGUUAUAACAUAA
Messenger RNA from Dicentrarchus labrax (European seabass), 6351 nucleotides. It is a transcript of the gene edn3b, whose product is annotated as endothelin 3b. The coding region runs from base 435 to 929 and encodes 164 amino acids. NCBI's taxonomy places the organism in Eukaryota, Metazoa, Chordata, Actinopteri, Moronidae. The record is from RefSeq and is a predicted model, not a curated record. Gene Ontology annotation, cellular component: extracellular region. Gene Ontology annotation, biological process: intracellular calcium ion homeostasis; vein smooth muscle contraction; regulation of systemic arterial blood pressure by endothelin. Gene Ontology annotation, molecular function: endothelin B receptor binding; hormone activity. The transcript is spliced from 4 exons.